Molecule: messenger RNA, 1200 nt
Organism: Vigna angularis (adzuki bean)
Lineage: Eukaryota; Viridiplantae; Streptophyta; Magnoliopsida; Fabales; Fabaceae
Exons: 2
Coding region: 1-1200 (399 amino acids)
Source: RefSeq, a predicted model, not a curated record
AUGGGGAAGUUCAUGAAGAACAAGGGUCUAGAAUAUGUGGGAGGAGAGAUACAUGUUAUUAGGGGAAUGGAUCCCGACAUGUGGUCAUACUUUGAAGCGGUGGGAUUUGUUAGAGAAUUCAAGUACUGUGGAGAGUUCAAACUUUGGUGGAAGGGUUCGAAACAAAAGGCAAUGAACAACCUUAGACCACUGACAGAUGACAGAGAAGCCAUUUUGUUGGCUAACUAUGUAGAGGCAAAUAAGGAGGAAGUUGAAAUCUAUGUUCAACAUGGCCAACCCAGUCAGGCAGAGGAAAUAGCUUUUCUUACAUUUGGUCAGGAGGCAGAGGAAGUAAGAGUACAGGAGAUGGAGGAAGAGGUUGUUAUGGAUGAAGAAGAUAUUGGUGGGGUGGAGGCAAAUGUUGAAGUACAAGACUUGGUAGUAGAUGACGAAGAGGAAGAGGGGAAUGUUGGGGGAGAAAUGGUGGAAGACCAAGAGGAAGAGGGGAAUGUUGAGGGAGAAAUGGUGGAAGACCAAGAGGAAGAGGGGAAUGUUGAGGGACAAAUGGUGGAAGAGCAAGAGGAAGAGCAAGAUGAAGAGCAAGAUGAAGAUGAAGAGGAGAGAAUGGCAAAUGGUGAUGAUGGGUUUGGGAUGGACAAUGUCACGGUAGAGGAAGAGAGAGAAAAAAUUAAUCCAGUUUUGGAUAGGUGGAAGAGAAUGAAAAAGAAAAAUAAAAGUGUUAGGAGCAGAUUUGAAGAUAGUGAGGGGGCAUUUGUCAUUAACGAAGAGGUUGGACAGCAUGAGAUAAAUGAAGUUUAUGAUACAGAAGAGUUGUCCUCAAAUGUAGAUAGUGAUGAGGAUGUGAGGGAGAAUAAAAGGCACUUUCCAAAGUAUAAAGCAGAAGAUAUGACUAGGGGAUUCAAUUUUAGAUUGGGAAUGGAGUUUAAGUGUUUGAAGGAUUUUAAGAGUGACUUACAGGAGCAUAGCGUUUUGAAUGGAAAAGAAGUGAAGUUUGUCAAGAAUGAUUUGAAGAGGGUAAGGGCAGUUUGUAAGAACGGGUGUGGUUUUCUUAUUAUGGCUAGAAAGGUAGGAAGUAGCCAAACCUUUAGAGUAAAAACUCUAGUUAGGCACAAGUGUGGAAGGGGUUUUGGUAGCAAAAGUGCAAGUGUAGAAUGGAUUGCUCAGGUUUUGGUUGCCAGAUUUGUCAAUGUUGCAGCAUGA